AUGAUUUAAUAAGGAUGCUUGAAGUUAAAAUGUUAAGAAGUUAACCAUAACGAAGAAAUUGAUUUUAUUUGUUAUUAUGAGUUUUGUACUGGAUUUCGAUUAAAUUGUUUUGAUUGUUUUAAAAAGGGAAUCCAUCAUACUCAUUCUGACGAUGUUAAGAAAGUUAACAGUUUGAUUCCAUUUAUUGAAACUAACAAUUUAGUUUGUGAAAAUUUUAUUGAUGAUCUUAACAAAUACUUAGAAACUCUGAAUCAAUCAUUCUCUUAAUUUACUUAAGGAAUAAGAAAUAAAUAUUCAUUAGUAAAAGAAAGGUUAGUGAAUAUGAAUACUUACUAAAUUAAUGAUUAUUUGAAUUAAACUAUUAAGUUUACUGAAUAUAAAGAAUCAAUUACAAAAAUUGUUAAGGAUUAGAUUAACAAAUUAAAUCAUUCAUUUAAUAAUUUAUAUGAAUAAUUAUAAUUAACUUCCUUUAAUUAUUAUUAAAUUGAUUAGAAUGAUGUUAAAAUACCUGAUGAUCUAUCCAAUUAAGGUAAUGGUGAUAUCAUUUUCUUUUUAGGUGUAAAGUUAUAUUGGGAAAAUAGAUAUAAUGAGGCUUUAGAAUAAUUUGAUGAGUCUAUUUUAAUAAAUCCUAAUAAUAAGGAAUCUUUAUGUUAUAAAGGUUUACAUAAUUAAAUAAUUAAUAGGUUUAUGUUUAAAGAUGUUAGAAAAAUACGAAGAAGCAAUCACUUGGUUGGACAAAGCAAUAGCCGUGGAUCCAAUAGAUUUUUAUUCCUUAAGUAAUAAAGGUAAAUUUCAUAAGCCUGAUAUAAAUAGGUUUAUGUUUAAAGAUGUUAAAUGAAUACGAAGAUGCAAUCAUUUGGUUGGAUAAAGCAUUAGCUAUUGAUUCAUAAGAUGUUGAUUCUUUAUGUAUUAAAGGUAGAUUUCUUCAUCAUAUUAAUAGGUUAAUGCUUAAUGAGCUUAAAUAGAUACGAAGAUGCAAUUAUUUGGUUGGACAAAGCAUUAGCUAUUGAUUCAAAAGAUGUUGAUUCCUUAUGUACUAAAGGUAGAUUUCAUCAUCCUUAUAUAAAUAGGUUAAUGUUUAAGACGGUUGAACUAAUAUGAGUAAACUAAAUAAGUCCUCCAUUAAGCACUCUCGCUCAAUCCUAACCACAUAUAUAGUCUUAAUAGCCUAGGUAUGUGUUGAUUAAUAUUCAGGAAUCUGCUUACAAGAGUAAAAGAAAUAUUCAGAAGCCCUGAUAUAUUAUGAAAAAAGUUUAAACCUAGAAUCAAAUAAUUAAUGGAUCAAAAAUUAAAAGAGUACUUGUGUUUUGUUAAUAUAGUAUUUUGUGAAUAAUAAUUGAAAAAAUGA
Paramecium octaurelia is the source of this 1348-nucleotide messenger RNA. NCBI's taxonomy places the organism in Eukaryota, Ciliophora, Oligohymenophorea, Peniculida, Parameciidae. The record is from the annotation of a GenBank genome assembly.